Agrilus planipennis (emerald ash borer) is the source of this 1534-nucleotide messenger RNA. RefSeq lists its product as uncharacterized. Gene Ontology annotation, molecular function: protein binding. The coding region runs from base 223 to 993 and encodes 256 amino acids. The transcript is spliced from 4 exons. Lineage: Eukaryota; Metazoa; Arthropoda; Insecta; Coleoptera; Buprestidae. The record is from RefSeq and is a predicted model, not a curated record.
UUUACACCACAGUAACUUCCUUGGGUACAUAUUUUUUUCCGUAAUUACAUAUGAGGUGCUAGACCUUUGAUCUGACAUUUAAUUGAUUGUUUUCAACUGUCAAGAAAAGAAAAAUGGUUUAUUUCGUUACCAUGGCAGAUAUCGAUUAUUACAAAUAACAUUUAAGUACCGAAGUGCCUGUCAGUACCCCUUACGUACAAAGUUUAGUGUUUAGCAAAAGAUAUGUCCGAUUUCAAACAGGAACGCGUAGAUGUGGAGUUCGACAAUUUCAUGUACAGGGUGCACGAAGUUAACAGCAUCGUUAAAAAACUUGCGUCCAAAGACAAAAUCCUGAAUCACAUGGGCACUUUGGAAGCCGACAAGUUCCUAAAGGACAGCGGAAAAAAAUUGCCAGAAGAUAUAAGCGAAGAUGAUAUACAGGUUCAAAUAAAAACCGACAAAUCCGUUAUUAAUCACGAAGCUUUCAGAAGGGAGGACAAUCCGGAAACGAUGUCCCAGGAACAGUUUAUGAAACAAGUUGAAAAAGAUGCAAAUCAAAGGUUUCAAGAUAGGCAGAUAAAGAAAGAGAAGUGUGAAACUUUAAAAACUCAAGCUGUUAAAGCGUUUCGACGGGGUGAAUUUGAAAAAGCUCUCAGCUGUUACAAUAAGGUCGACUUCAAAGAAUUAUACGACGAAGCAAUUGUAAACUGCGAAACUGCAUUGAAAUUAAACGAAAAUUUACUGAAAGCUUGGCUCUUGCUCUCCAAGGCGCAUUAUCUUAGUGAAAAUUACGAAUCAUUCAAAAAUUCUAUUGUAGAAGCAAAAGAAAGAAACAAAACUAAAUGCGAGUUUAUUGAAGAAUAUGUAGCAGAAUUCACAGGGAAAAAGAACGCUGAUAUAAUAAAUAAACACGAAAGUGAUAACGAAAAUGAAUCAGGCGAUAAAAGCUGUAACAACGAAGAAAAUAAUGAAGAACCUGAUGAAGAAGAAGCAAAUAAUGACGAGUUAUUAUAAAUGUUUAAUAUUGUUUUAAAAUACUUUAUGUACACAUAUUUAUAUAUAAACUAAAUUGUAGCAUUAUUUUUAUUCUUCCAUAACUCCACAAUUUUGCCUGUAACUAUACAUCGGUUUUCAUUCAUCAUUUGAAUGUACAGUCUCGUAUAAAUACCCUGGAUAGCUAGUUAUAGUGUAAAAAUCAAAAUUGUCUCCCGAUAUUUCGGUUUAGGGGUGGAGGGAGGGGCUUAGUCGUGCGUUACGAUUCCAUUUCAUGGAAGGAGAAAGGGAAUUACGUAAUAAUUUAAACUCAAUUUCCCACUAAUUUUUGGUAAUUAAUCGAAUCAGUGUAUUUUUUUUUUUCAAUUUUCAUCUUUUACUCCAUAUACGUAGUUAAUAAACAAGAAAUACGUAAAUUUUAAGAUCAGCACUAUGUAUUUUUGUAGAAAGUUCAUAAAUUUUGUAAAUCACUGUACAUCAGUUUCCAGACGCCGUUUGCAUGUACAGUGUCAUACAAAAAUUAUUAUAACUUUAUAUAAUUUGACUUUUAUAUAAAAUUUAG